GAGGCGGGGGGCGGCGGCGCUCACGGGCACGGGCGCGGACACGAGCGGGGGCUGCGCGCUCUGCCCCGCGCACACUCGCGCCCCGCUCCGCUCCCCGAAAAGCGCCGGUGCCGGUACCGGUGCCGGUGCCGCCGGUGCCCCGCCGCCGGGAUGAAGACGGAGGAGGCUCCGUCCUGCCUGCAGCAGGCGACGCCGGUUCUGGGCUUCGGUUCCGACCCCAAGAUGCGGGAGGUGUGCGCCGGCUGCGACACCCCCAUCUCCGACCGCUUCCUCCUGCGCGUCAACGAGCGCUCCUGGCACGAAGGCUGCGUGAAAUGCGCCGUCUGCCUGCAGCCCCUCUCCGGCACCUGCUACUGCCGCAACCGGCAGCUCUACUGCAAGCACGACUACGAGAAGCUGUUCCAGACCAAGUGCAGCAGCUGCCUGAAGGCGAUCGCCCCGUCCGAGCUCAUCAUGCGGGUGCUGGAGAACGUCUACCACGUCCACUGCUUCUACUGCUGCGAGUGCGAGCGGCGCCUGCAGCGGGGGGACGAGUUUGUGCUCAAGGAGGGGCAGCUGCUGUGCCGCAGCGACUACGAGAAGGAGAAGGAGAUGCUGAGCGCUAUCAGCCCCGCACCCACCGAGUCUGUGAAAAGCGAGGACGAAGACGGCAGCCACUCACACGGCAAAGGCGGCGAGGAGAGCAAAGACCACAAGCGCUCCAAGCGCCCGCGCACCAUCCUCACCACGCAGCAGCGGCGGGCCUUCAAGGCUUCCUUCGAGGUUUCCUCAAAGCCUUGCAGGAAGGUGAGGGAGACCCUGGCAGCUGAGACGGGCCUGACCGUGCGGGUGGUGCAGGUCUGGUUCCAGAACCAAAGAGCCAAGAUGAAGAAGAUCGCUCGCAGGCAGCAGCAGCAGCAGCAGCAACAGCAGGAGCAAGACCAGCUGGGCAACCCUCGCCUGGGGAGCGGGAGGGGGACCGGCCGCAACAGCAGGCAGAGCAACGAUGACAGUGAAGACGGUGCAAGCGUUCACGGCCUGGACGGGCUGAUGGUUCCCUAUCCUCGCAUCCCCCAGCAGCAGCUGCUGCCCCUGGAUCAGAACGGCUACAGCACAGACUUGUACAGACAAGGGCUCACACCGCCCCAGCUGCCAGGAGACCAUCUGCACCCCUACGACUCAGAAGGAGUUUUCCACGACAUGGACAGCGACAGCAUCAGCCACCUGGGAGACUGCCUGCUGUCCACGGCUGAGGCCAACCUCCUCCAGGCCCGUGUGGGCAAUCCCAUCGACCGACUCUACUCCAUGCAGAGCUCCUACUUCACCUCCUGACCAUAGAAAAGCUCCCGGCUCUUCGCGAGGAUCUCGGGUGGAUGCUGCUCCAAAUUCAGAAGUGGGGGUGAGGGAGGAGAAACCAGACUGAGACCGUCGGAGACAUUCCUCAAGCACUGCACAGCGGAGGAGGCAGCUGGGUCCGCCACACACACGAGCACUAACCCGCAGGACCUUUCACAGCCUGAAGGACUUUGGAUUGUCUCUCUCCUUUUUUUUCUAGCCACGAGUAGAUCAAUGGUAUGAUGUUGUUUAGCUGUACCUUUAGCAGUUUGUCCAGUGUUUAAGCUUUUGAGCAUUAUGUCCUUCAAACAAAGACUGGCCAAGCUAACCAGGGUGGCCCCCAGAAGUAGCAGGUGCCCUUCACACACAAACUCUGUUUAUUUAAGUCCUGGUUGCAGCUGAGCUGCCCGCCGGGCUGUUUUGCUUCAUUUCCCAGCCUAUGGGACAAGGUUAAUUUUCAACAUCAAAAGCCAAGGUCCUGAGGCAUCUCUAAGGGAUGCCACUGCUGCUUCGGAGAUUCUCUUCAUGGCUGUCGAUCAGUUGGCACGGUACGGUUUUUUAAUGGUUGACAUUUCAGAAAUGCACGACAGCCUGGCUCCGGAAUGAAACGGCUGUGCUCGGGUAUCUGCUUCAAGAAACAGCAGUAUUCAUGCUCUGUCAUGCUCAAGGAUGCCAAGAGAAGUGUAACACAUCCACAGCGAGCUUUCUAUUGCCUUUACGUCUGUCUUUCUUUCUCUAAAGGGGCACUUCUACUCCCUUUAUGGGCGGAACAAAGACUAUCUUCUGUUUGUUUCCUUUUUAAAAUAGCAAAGUGAAACGGUUUUACUCUAAAAAUAUUCCUGCUAGAAAGCCCCUUCUCUAUAGCAGGAUUUCCCACUCUGGCUCCUCUUUCAGGCAUCCUAACACCCCGCUUCCUUCCAACAAGUGACGGGAGAAAGAAAUUGCGUCGCAUUAUCUCACUUACCUCCAGCAGGCUACAUCUGGAUUAUGCUUUGAGGACAGCCCAGCGGUGACAGCAGGACUCAACCAAGAGAAAAGCGUGUCUCUGCUGUGGGUAGCGAGCAGAAAUCCAUUUUCUCCCAUUUUUUUCUCAUGAAAGAAUCCAUUUCUUUCAUCACGAUGCCCUCCCGCAUGAGGCAGGCAAGAGUUACGAGAAGCCGACGGGUGCCGAUGUGAAUAUCCACAAAAACUAAAAUGGGCAAGAAAGAGAGAGCAGAGACUGGGAGCCUGAAUUAUUACCAAAGGGAAAUCCUUCAGUCUCCUGCCCAGGACCCAAGUCCGGGAUUCUUUGUAUUUGUGAAGGACAGCCAGUAUUCCUAGAAAGGUCAGGUUUCCCCAAGAGCAUGCCAGCUGAAGGGACAAGGGCCUUCAGAACUUCAAACUGUCUGUUUGAACAGUGACUAACUGGCAGACAACUCCAGAAGGAAAUGACGACUUCUUUUCACAUCUCGAUCUCCAGGGUUGUGAGCCUAGAAAUGCAACCUGAGAACCUGGCUGGCUGCUGUUUCUGUAUGUGGUGUUUUACUUCUAUGCCUCCACAGGCUUGCCGGUCUGAUUGUAAAGGUGUGUAUCCUCUCAAAUAAGGAAAAAAAAAAAAAAAAAAAAGGAAAAAAAAUGGCUAAUUAU
This is a messenger RNA of Cygnus olor (mute swan), 2940 nucleotides long. Its product is annotated as LIM homeobox transcription factor 1-alpha-like. Bases 151 to 1311 code for a protein of 386 amino acids. The transcript has 9 exons. The record is from RefSeq and is a predicted model, not a curated record. NCBI's taxonomy places the organism in Eukaryota, Metazoa, Chordata, Aves, Anseriformes, Anatidae. Gene Ontology annotation, biological process: neuron differentiation; regulation of transcription by RNA polymerase II. Gene Ontology annotation, molecular function: DNA-binding transcription factor activity, RNA polymerase II-specific; RNA polymerase II transcription regulatory region sequence-specific DNA binding. Gene Ontology annotation, cellular component: nucleus.